This is a messenger RNA of Cryphonectria parasitica EP155, 1413 nucleotides long. RefSeq lists its product as uncharacterized. Bases 4 to 1413 code for a protein of 469 amino acids. The transcript has 3 exons. NCBI's taxonomy places the organism in Eukaryota, Fungi, Ascomycota, Sordariomycetes, Diaporthales, Cryphonectriaceae. The record is from RefSeq and is a predicted model, not a curated record.
CUCAUGGGUUUCCUUGGCCUCACUUACCGACGCCCGCCGUCGCAACCCAUUGGCAGGCCAACAGAUGAGGAGAACAACGAGUCACUGGCCCAACAGUCAGUGGCCAGCAUCCACUCGGACACAUCAAUAGGCAUCCCAGAUGCCUUGCAAUUCGACAGGAUCAUGGACGGCGGCACUUGCCCCCCGUGCACCGUUCGUGACUUCUUAAACUACCUCAUCUAUAUCGAGCACAGCGCGGAGAACCUGCAGUUCCUCCUGUGGCACCGUUCCUACGUGCGGCGCUUCCACAGCGCCGAUACGCCCGACCUCGCUCUCGCGCCCGAGUGGACCGAGGAAGAGCAAGAUGAAACCUUCGCCAAGCUGCAGAAGGAGUACCGCGACGGGCUCAGGCGCGACCCGGCUUCGGUGGCGGCGGUCCUGAAGGGCACCGAUUUCGAGAAAGACAGUAACACCUUUGCCACGGGCAACCCAAGAUUCCUCGACAGUCGGACGCCUGUCUUCUUCGAGAUGGGAAACAGUAAUCCGUUCUCCACGCCCCCCGGGACGCCGUCUCUCAAUGAUCGGGGCUCAUCGAGUGAGUAUGGGACUGCCGGAUCGCCUGCCGCGGCGAGUUGGCGGAGGCAGGCGAACGAAGCCUUCGCUGCAGUUGGAAUCAAAGCGCCAUUCACCAUCCAGCCCUUCCGUGAGGAAAUCGAUCGCGUGAUCGCCACCUACAUCAUGGACAACGCACCCCGUCAACUCAACCUCUCGGCCCGCGAGCGCCAACAGUUGCUGAUCGCCCUCAGCCAGACUACACACCCAACUGCUUUUCGCCAAGUGGAGCGGUCCGUCGAAUCGACCCUCCGGAUGCAGGCACAUCCCAACUUCAUCCGAUGGUCCAUCUGCAACGGCAACCCGGCGCGCGUCUUCUUUGCCAACUUCCUCGGCGCAUUCCUCAUCGUUGGCAGCCUGGUCGCAUACAUUCUGCUCUGUCUGAGCAGCGUACCCAGGGGCUAUCGCGCCAUUCCCGCUGUGGGGAUGGUUCUCGGCGUGUCGACACAAUGCGCCGCGCUCAAGGGGAUGUGCGUCGUGCUGCACGGCAUGCACCACCGCCACGUGAGGCCAUGGGAGAUGUUCGUGGAUGAGGAGGUGGAGCUGCGGGAGGACGGCAGCGAUGAGAAGGGCUCAGGCCCGCACGGGGCCAGCUCUUCGACAUUUAGCAGCUCGAACAGCUACGAGGACCAGCCGUGGGUGGUCAAGUACGAAAAGCGCAAUCUCAUCCGGAAGGUGUUUGAUCGAGAGGUGUGGAUUCAAGAGCCUGCGCUCAGGAGUAUCCAGGACACCAUCUUUGUGCAGGCCAUGCUUGUCGCAGCGGUAUCGACAGCCAUUCUGACGGCAAUAUUUGUAUGUGUUCCUGGCGGUAACUUCUACUGA